Messenger RNA from Spodoptera exigua (beet armyworm), 3267 nucleotides. NCBI's taxonomy places the organism in Eukaryota, Metazoa, Arthropoda, Insecta, Lepidoptera, Noctuidae. The record is from the annotation of a GenBank genome assembly.
AUGGCGUGCAAAACGUCGUUCGAACUUCAUCACCAUUUCCCUAAGUUGGCUGAAGAAUCAGGGUUCACUUUUAACACCCAUCGACCGCGGAUCCAUAUAGACUGGAACAGAAUUAGACUGAUAGAUAUAGAUAGUUUGAUAAAAGACAGAAAAUUUGUUGUCAUUGAGCAACACUUAAAUGACAUAUUGGAUUGCGUUAUAGAGUCCGAAUUUGAUGUUCGUAUACUUGAUGAAGGUGUUAUGAAACUGUUUAGACUUGCGCAACUGGCUGUCGAAUAUCAACAAUUUUGUCGUCAUUACCUAGAUCGAAGUGUAUACGUAUUACGUGAAGAAAUUACUUCGCUGGCUCAGGAAUUAGAUACGUGCAAAAAAGACCUUCGAGAGAGAGAUGAAGAAAUAAGAAGACUUAGAAAAAGAUCUCGAAAUAAUUUUAAAACUCCUUUGCCUUACGGCAAUGACAACAUAGCUACAAUGAUUUUAAAAACUCUGUCUCAUAAAGGCGAUAUAUUUCCCACAACAUCGAACGAUGCAUUACAAUACAAUAAAUGCAGCUAUUGCGACAAAGUAUUUCUCAAUCAAUUGUAUUUGAGAAGCCAUAUUGCUAGAAGACAUUCAAAUGUCAUAGAGACACCACAGAAAGAUAAACAAGAAAACACUACAAAUAAUGAAAAUAGUAAGUUAAGUGCAGAAAUGAACGAACUUAAAAACAAACUGAGAGAAAUGGAAUUAAUAAUAGCAAACACAAAGAAUCAAAGUAAUCCAGCGAUUGAAAUAACCCCCAAGAUUGUUGAUGCAAUUAAAGAACACAAAAAAGAUGUAAAGGAUGCGGAAGUAUCAACUAACAAUGAAGAUUAUUUAUUGAACAAAAUUGAAGAAUGGAAAAAAGAGGAACACGAAAAUUACAAUAAAGAAAUGGAUAAGUUGAGAAGUCAAAUAAUCGAAUCCAUAAAGUCUAUUAAAGAAAAAGAAACCAAAAAUCCUUUACCAGCUGAGCCUAAUAUAAUUAUAGAAUUACACGAUACAAUAAAACAGCAAUGUGCAGAAAUAUUAGCUUUAAAAAAAGAGCUCAACGAUUCCAGGAUUAGGACUGAAAAAGACAAGGCUGAACGAAACAAAGAAACUGAAGCACAAAUAUUACUUUGGUCAAAUCGAGCAGAAGUUCAAUCCAGGCAAUAUGAACUAUUGCUUCAGAAGUUGAACGAUGUUGCCAAAGACGCUAAAGAAUCUCGCGCUCUCGCAGAAGCAGAGAGGGAACGAGCUGCUCAGCUACAAAUAUUGUUACAACAAAGAAUUAAUACUAAAACAAAUGGACAUAUUGACAGCACUGAUGAUGCACCGACACCAUCUAAGAAGCCUAACUAUUCUGAUACUAGGAAAAAGCCUAUGAAAAAGAAAACGAAUUCAAAUACACCUGAUCAAGAAGCUGAACGCAAAACCCUGGAACAGCUCCAUCGUAAAGCUCAAGAGUUAUUAAAUAUUGAUUCGAUGACUUCUAGUUCUUCAGAUAUUUCAAGUGAAGAAAUUAAAAAGCCAUUGCUUACAAAGUCUUUAGAUAUAAAAGGAACUAACGUCAAUAAAAAUGAAAAGUCGAAUAAAAGUUUUAAGAAAGUUGAAGAUAAACAUCAGCAAAAGUCUAACGGACGUGAGGCGCAGGCAAUGAAUGAACAGGCAACAACGAAACGAAAAGCUAAAAUAAAGAAAGAAAAUGCAAAAUCUAAUCACAUUAAAAUAUCAAAAGAAGUUACGCUACCUGAGAAGCUAACUGUUCCUGGAAGCCCGAUGAAAGUUGUAAGGGCGAAAAUAACUGAAGAAGUAAAUAGCCGAUUAGUAUUGGCUGGAGUGGACCCGUUAAAACAGAGACUACCUCGAAGUGUUUUCCAAAAACAACGGUUGCAGAUACACCAACAGCAAGAACUGAAAGCAAAGAAAAAUUCUGCUCACGAAAAAGUGAGACAUACAAUUCUAGCGUAUUUGGACGCAAGUACAACAGAUUUAAAAAAGGAAGUUCCUCAAAUACAGGAUUACGUCUCUCCAACAAAGACAACAAUAAAACCAUUCAAAAACAUCACAAGUGUUAUUUCCAAUGUCAAAACAAAAGCAUUAUCGUUUGUGAAAAUGAAUGACACAAAUGCUAAAGAUAAGCGUAAAUCGAUAAGUUCUGAAGUUGCAAAACGCGCAAUGUCUUUAUUGAAAACUCCUCCGGGUUCUACAUCGACAAGCCCUAUAGCUGAAAAACGCAAUCAAAAUGUAUCCAAAAAAGCUUUGAAUACGAAUUUACCAGAUCAUGAGCCAAGUAUCAAUAAUUCUAUCAAAAGUUCUCCAAAAAUGUUGAAUAACGCAACUACGACUUAUGAUUCUGGUGACGGUUCAGAUGAAAGCGGUCACAAUUAUUACAAUACAACGAAAGUGCAACAAAAUUCAAAGUCCAUUGAAAACCUUAUCAAGUCUCCAGCACGUAGACCUUCUUCUGCCGCGGCUGACUACAACCACACAUUAGUUAAAAAAUAUACUAUUAGUGAUGAUCACUUAUUACGAACACAAUCAGCCACUAGUUUGCUUGAACGACCUUUAAUUUCAAAUGAAAACAAAAACGAUGCUCCAGUGGGAAAUCAAGAAAAUAGCAGUGAUAAUUCUGAAUCACUAUUAGACUUACCUGCGAAAAAGAAUCAAUUGGUUAACAAUACUGACAAUAUUAUCAAACAAACAAAAAGUGUGUUGAAAAAUGCUUCUUCCACAUCGUCAUUAAAUAAAAAGAAGGUACUUUUUGAUAUGGAUGCAAUUCAAAUGAAAUCUGUAAGUGCAUCUCCAUCACAAAGCAUUACUGAAAAAAGUGAUGGAAACGAAAAAUAUGAACUAGGUUUGGUUAAUCUUGAUGCUGACGAAUGGGAUAUAUCCAGCAUCGAAAACGAGCCGCUAAAAAAUGACACAAGAAUUCAAAAUAUUACAACUCACACCACUAGUCCAAAGAUAGCGGAAUUAAAACUGAAAAUUGAAUCACAGUUAGCACGACGCAACGAUACGCCCACUGCGCCGCUCGUUGGAGCAGUAGAUGUUUUGGCUGGUUCGAUGGCAAAAGCCUCAAGUUUGGCCGGUAGUAACACCAGCCUUGGCAGUUCAAUCCUAGACGAUUCCGAAAGUGUACCAGUAAUAAGUCAGAAAACCUUCGUGAAACCUAAGCCUAUAAGAGUUGCCGCCAAAGAUGAAAGUGACAUAGACAUCUCGGAAUUCAGUAUGGAUGGCAUAGUUAAUAAGAAUGAAUCUUUUUGA